Molecule: messenger RNA, 1454 nt
Organism: Uranotaenia lowii
Lineage: Eukaryota; Metazoa; Arthropoda; Insecta; Diptera; Culicidae
Gene: cbc
Product: protein CLP1 homolog
Exons: 2
Coding region: 115-1386 (423 amino acids)
Biological process (GO): tRNA splicing, via endonucleolytic cleavage and ligation
Cellular component (GO): mRNA cleavage factor complex; nucleus
Molecular function (GO): polynucleotide 5'-hydroxyl-kinase activity
Source: RefSeq, a predicted model, not a curated record
CAGAUGCGUUUCCGAUACCGGUUCCAAAAAACAUUACCUGUUUCCUGUUAACAAGUACCUGUAGCAUCUGUAUAUUACCAGUAGAAGUGAAGAGUACCCGUUAAACUCCUCACCAUGAGCGAAGAAAAGGAAGGACCUCGAACCGAAUACAAGCUGGAAACGGACUCGGAGCUCCGAUUUGAAAUCGAAAACAAAAACGAAAAGGUGUUUGUCACGUUACUCUCAGGUUAUGCGGAACUUUUCGGCACGGAACUGGUGUUGAAAAAAGCAUACGAGUUUGCUGUCGGAGCGAAGGUGGCCAUAUUUACGUACCACGGAUGUACGAUUGAAUUGCGCGGUAAACCGGAUGUGGCUUACGUGGCGAGAGAGACGCCCAUGGUACAAUAUUUGAAUUGUAAUUCGGCGUUGGAACAGUUGAGGGAGAAAGCGGAGAAGGAUGAUUUUCAGGGACCUAUCGCCUUGGUCGUUGGACCGAUGGACGUAGGAAAGUCGACGAUUUGCAAGAUAUUCCUCAACUAUGCGGUACGUUUGGGUAGGCGACCGAUUUACGUGGAUUUGGACGUAGGGCAAGGAGGAAUUGCUAUUCCGGGAACUAUCGGAGCGUUGUUAGUGGAACGACCGGCUCCUGUUGCGGAAGGUUUUUCUCAGCAAGCGCCUCUGGUUUAUCAUUUUGGUCACACGUCACUUUCUGAUAAUGACGUCUUUUAUAGAGCGCUGGUUUCGAAGCUUGCCGAAACAACUUUGGAGCGGUUGCAGGCGAAUAAGCGAGCCAAACAUUCCGGUAUGAUCAUCAACACAUGCGGUUGGGUCAAAGGCAGUGGCUAUCAUCAUAUCCUGCACGCGGUGAAAGAAUUCGAAGUCAAAGUCGUUUUCGUAAUGGAUCAAGAGCGUCUUUACAACGAACUUCUUCGGGAUGUGGAUCGUUCAGUGCAGGUGGUUUUUCUGCCAAAAAGUGGAGGAGUUGUUGAACGUACCAGAUCACAACGGGCUGAGUCUCGAGACAACCGGGUAAAGGAAUACUUUUACGGAUCCAAAAUGCCACUUUACCCACACAGUUUCGACGUUAAGUUUUCGGACGUCAAAAUAUUCAAAGUCGGAUCGCCGGCUUUGCCCGAUUCUUGUCUGCCGCUGGGUAUGAAGAAGGAAGAUAACUUUACUAAGCUUGUGCCAGUUCAGCCGGGGCCUCAGCUGCUACACCAUAUCUUGGCCGUUAGUUUUGCCGAGAGCACUGAAGAAAAUGUGAUACAAUCCAAUGUGGCCGGUUUCAUUUGUGUCACAAACGUUAACAUGGAGAAGGAAGUGCUGACCAUUUUAUCGCCUCAGCCGAGGCCGCUGCCUCAAACAAUUUUGCUGGUGUCAGAUGUACAAUUUAUGGAUAGUCAUUAAGUUAAGUUUCUGAUUUGACCGCAGAGUUGAUUUGAAAUCGUGUUAAUAAAAGCUGAUUUUCUAUUGAC